UUUUUUUUUUUUGAGUGUGCCUGCCUCGAACGGAGUAGCUGAGCGUGAACGUUAGGAACACUCCAUCACAAUAGUAAUGGGAAAGAAAAGUCGCCUCGCAGGAGGAGCCGUCGGCCGGAGAACGAUCCUACAGCUCUCUCCUCCCGGGAAUCGCGGUGGGAUUACAGGAGAAAGGGAAGAAGCGAACUCAGGAUCCGAUGAUGAACAGGACGGUGAUGGACACAGAUUUGUGAGACACACCAGCCUGAAGGCACCAACAGUAAAAGCCACAGAGGGUUUGUCAUUGCUUGGGGCCUAUGAGGACAGCGACGAAGAGGAUGCUGCAAACCGUUCAGCUGCUCAUUCUCAACAAAGCCAGCCUGCGGACAUCGACAGUACAUUGGCCAAUUUCAUGGCUGAAAUCGAUGCAAUCACAACUCAGCCAAGUACAGAUGAUGCAGCAGCUCCUGCUCCAAACGCUGCCCCACCCAAACCUGAAAGUAAAACUCAGCAGCCAGCGGAGGACGGACAGGAUCAACAAGGCACAGAUUUUGAGUACAAUACACAGUACUCAUUAGCUGGAGUGGGUGUGGAGAUGGGCGACUGGCAGGAAGUAUGGGACGAGAACUCUGGUUGUUAUUACUACUGGAACACUCUGACCAAUGAGGUGUCUUGGGAACUGCCAAACUAUUUAGCUGAUCAGGUGCAAAGCCUGGGUCAUUAUGCAAACAGCGUCAAUGGAAAUGGCUCAGCCCACACAGGUUAUUAUACCGAGAAAAAUCCUGCUCCUKCCACAACGCCAACAGCCCCAGUGGAAACCAAAGUGAAGGAGGUAAUAGAAAGUGUUGUAGGUCUUACAAGUGAGGAGGAGGAGCGCCAGGGAGUGGCUGCGUCCCUCCUCGGUCCACUGAUCCCUUCUGAAGUUAAAGAAGCAGAGGAAAAAUGGAGGAAACGGUUGCUUAAAGGUUUGGAUGAAACAGAGAACAGUUUGGAUUCUGACGGAGAGGGUGUAAAGCCUUCUGGAUCCCCUUCUAUACCCUUUCUGGAUUUGGACUCCGCCAUCACAGUCCAGAAAGAUGCUGGCACCAAGAAGAUGUCGAGAAACAACUCUGAUUGUGAAGACGAGCCAGAGGAGGACACAGUGGACCUGGAGCUGGCUCUAGAGAGGAAGAAGGCUGAGCUUCGGGCGCUUGAAGAGGGUGACGGSAGUGCAGGGGGCUCCAGUCCAAUGUCAGAAGCUAGUCAAGAAGCUGCUGGAGCUCUUGGUCUGCUACAGAAGAAGAGGUGGAAAACUGUCUUCCCGUGUGUUGCCAGCCCCGAUUCUAACAGCCAAGGCUCAGACUUACUGGACAACACAGAGCCGGCACCUCCUAAAGUCUUAGAAGGUGUUGCAGAAGAAGAGGACAGGGAGGUAGAAAAGUCUGAGGAUUUAUUGGUUCCAAAAAUUCUCGUCAAAGAAGAGGAGGAGACCCCUGAGCUAAAGUUUCAGAUUGGAGAACUGGCUAACACCUUAACAAGCAAGAUGGAGUUCCUGGGUAUAAACAAGAAGACUAUCUCAAAUUUUCACUUACUUCUGCUCCAAACUGAGACACGGAUUGCUGACUGGAGGGAAGGAGCUCUGAACGGGGUCUAYCUUCGCCGCAAGCUGCAAGAAGCUGCUGAACACAUAAAAUAUUAUGAACUUAACGCCACCCCUAAAGGCUGGUCCUGCCACUGGGACAGAGAGCACAAGCGGUAUUUCUAUGUGAGGGAGCGGACCGGUGUCUCCCAGUGGGAGUUCCCRACAGAGGAGGACGAGGAGGAGGACCCCAAAGACAGUCCGUGCACACAGACGCAGGCUCUGAGUCAAGGGGAUCCCAAAACAUUUGGAUCGGCUGGUGCUGUUGCAGCAGACUCUUCUGCUGCUCCACCACAACCACCACCACCACCACCCAGUUCCUCCUCCUACUGGUCUCCAUCCCAACCCCCGCUUCCCGAUAGCCCUCCUCCGCCCUCCAACAACCCUCCGCCUCCACCUCUGCCCCCAGAAUCGCCCCCUCCACCCCCUCCGCCUCCUGACAGCGAUGAAGAGAUUAUGGAAGUGGAAAUGGAGAUGGACGAUGACGACGAGGAACCUCCAGCUCCUGGAACAGAGGAGGACAGCGGGAGGUCUGGCAUGAAGAUUAUUGAUUCGAAUCCUUUGGGGAAAGGUCAGAAACGUAAAGCGGGUCAGAUGAAUAAAACCAUUACGAUUGGAAGCAGUCCCAUUAUCUACACUCAGACAGCUGUUUGUGCAGCGCCUAUGAUGUCAGCAACCGCAUACUGGGGUGUGCCAGCUGUGACUACUCCUUUAAUCCCAGUAGAACUUCCUGCACCCCCACCCAUACCUGCCCCUCCUCAGCCACCACUGCCACCAUCCCAACCUGCGUAUGAACCUCCUACAACCAAAGCUCCAGUUGUGGACAAGACUAAGAAACCAAAAAAAGAUAAGUCGAAGAAGAGUAAGACUAAAAUGCCUUCACUAGUAAAGAAGUGGCAGAGCAUCCAGAAAGAGCUGGAUGAAGAAGAGAAGAGCAGCUCCAGCGAUGAAGACAGAGAUCAGCUCAACAAAAAGAGCAUCGAGGACUGGAAACUGCAGCAGCUCGUGACGGGUAAGGCUUCGAAGAAUGCCAACUUUGAGGUGCUUCCUGAAGACUGGCGAGAACGCCUCAAGAAACGAAAGAUGAUGAAUAGCACGUAACAGAGUCUAGGCCAAGUUUGUAGAUCUGCAUCGUUGAUUCGUCCUUAACAAGCGACAAAUAUUUAAUACUGAGUGGGAAUAAUUUGUUUUAUAUUUGUUCAUAAAAGAGACAUUUACAAGCACUUGCUUGACCGGCCAUUCUCACUCCGAGGGGUUUGACUGUCUUGUUCUUUUGUUUUUGUAUUUGCGAGUAUAAUUGUGCCAAAUGUGCCAUGGUAAUACUUUUUUUUGUCACAUUUUUGUACAGACACAGUUCAAAUGUUCAUCAAAGUUUCUUUGGCAGAAUUGUGUAUUUUAUAGUGUUUUAAUACCAUGUAUAUAAAAAUGAAACAAAAAA
Messenger RNA from Austrofundulus limnaeus, 3035 nucleotides. RefSeq names its product formin binding protein 4 (gene fnbp4). Gene Ontology annotation, molecular function: protein binding. Lineage: Eukaryota; Metazoa; Chordata; Actinopteri; Cyprinodontiformes; Rivulidae. The record is from RefSeq and is a predicted model, not a curated record. The coding region runs from base 77 to 2698 and encodes 873 amino acids. The transcript has 17 exons.